Hansenula anomala is the source of this 2343-nucleotide messenger RNA. It is a transcript of the gene ACO1, whose product is annotated as aconitate hydratase ACO1. Gene Ontology annotation, cellular component: cytosol; mitochondrion. The record is from RefSeq and is a predicted model, not a curated record. Gene Ontology annotation, molecular function: aconitate hydratase activity; 4 iron, 4 sulfur cluster binding. Gene Ontology annotation, biological process: tricarboxylic acid cycle. Bases 1 to 2343 code for a protein of 780 amino acids. NCBI's taxonomy places the organism in Eukaryota, Fungi, Ascomycota, Saccharomycetes, Phaffomycetales, Wickerhamomycetaceae. The transcript has 3 exons.
AUGUUGGCCGCUCGUAACUCUUUGAAAGCUCCAAGAUUUGCUCGUAGCUUAGCUACCGUCUCCUCUGAUCUUACAAGAGACUCAAAAGUUGGUCAAAACUUGUUAGAAGAUUUUUCCUUCAUCCAAUACAAAAAACAUUUAGAAAAUGUUGAAAUUGUUAAAAACAGAUUAAACAGACCAUUAACUUAUGCUGAAAAAAUCUUAUACGGUCAUUUAGAUGAUCCUCAUGGACAAGAUAUCGAAAGAGGUGUCUCAUAUUUGAAAUUGAGACCAGAUCGUGUUGCUUGUCAAGAUGCUACUGCUCAAAUGGCCAUUUUACAAUUCAUGUCUGCCGGUUUACCACAAGUUGCUACCCCUACCACUGUUCAUUGUGAUCAUUUAAUUCAAGCACAAAUCGGUGGUGCUAAAGAUUUAGCUAGAGCCAUUGAUAUCAACAAAGAAGUUUACGAUUUCUUGGCUACUGCUACUGCUAAAUAUAACAUUGGUUUCUGGAAACCAGGUUCAGGUAUUAUCCAUCAAAUUGUUUUAGAAAACUAUGCUUUCCCAGGUGCUUUGAUUAUUGGUACCGAUUCACAUACUCCAAAUGCUGGUGGUUUAGGUCAAUUAGCUAUCGGUGUUGGUGGUGCUGAUGCCGUUGAUGUUAUGGCUGAUUUACCAUGGGAAUUAAAAGCUCCAAAAAUUUUAGGUGUUAAAUUAACCGGUAAAAUGAACGGUUGGACUUCACCAAAAGAUAUUAUCUUGAAAUUGGCUGGUAUUACUACUGUUAAAGGUGGUACCGGUAAAAUUGUUGAAUAUUUCGGUGAUGGUGUUGACACUUUCUCCUGUACUGGUAUGGGUACUAUCUGUAAUAUGGGUGCUGAAAUUGGUGCUACUACUUCAGUUUUCCCAUUCAACAAAUCAAUGGUUGAUUACUUAAAUGCUACUGGUCGUGGUAAAAUUGCUGAAUUUGCUAGCUUAUACAAGAAUGAUUUCUUGAAAGCUGAUGAAGGUGCUGAAUAUGACCAAGUUAUUGAAAUUGACUUGAACACUUUAGAACCAUAUGUCAAUGGUCCAUUUACUCCAGAUUUAGCUACUCCAAUCUCUAAAAUGAAAGAAGUUGCUAUUGAAAAUGACUGGCCAUUAGAUGUUAAAGUUGGUUUAAUUGGUUCUUGUACCAACUCUUCAUAUGAAGAUAUGAGUAGAUCAGCUUCCAUCAUUAAAGAUGCUGCUUCUCAUGGUAUCAAAGCUAAAUCUUUAUUCACUGUUACUCCAGGUUCUGAACAAAUCAGAGCUACUAUUGAAAGAGAUGGUCAAUUGAAAACUUUCCAAGAAUUCGGUGGUAUCGUUUUAGCUAACGCUUGUGGUCCAUGUAUUGGUCAAUGGGAUAGACAAGAUAUCAAGAAAGGUGACAAAAACACCAUUGUCUCAUCAUACAACAGAAAUUUCACUUCAAGAAAUGAUGGUAACCCAGAUACACAUGCUUUCGUUGCUUCUCCAGAAUUAACCACUGCUUUCGCUAUUGCUGGUGAUUUAAGAUUCAACCCAAUCACUGAUAAAUUAAAAGGUGCUGAUGGUAAAGAAUUCUUAUUGAAACCACCAACUGGUGACGGUUUACCAACUAAAGGUUAUGAUGCUGGUGAAAACACUUACCAAGCUCCUCCAGCUGAUCGUUCAACUGUUCAAGUUCAAAUUUCUCCAGAAUCUGACCGUUUACAAGUUUUAACUCCAUUCAAAGCUUGGGAUGGUAAAGAUGCUGAAAACUUACCAAUUUUGAUCAAAUCUAAAGGUAAAACUACUACCGAUCAUAUUUCAAUGGCUGGUCCUUGGUUGAAAUACCGUGGUCAUUUGGAAAACAUUUCAAAUAACUAUAUGAUUGGUGCUAUCAAUGCUGAAAAUGAUAAAGCUAACUGUGUUAAAAACUUAUACACUGGUGAAUACAAAGGUGUUCCAGAUACUGCUCGUGAUUACAGAGACCAAGGUAUUAGAUGGGUUGUUAUCGGUGGUGAAAACUUUGGUGAAGGUUCCUCAAGAGAACAUGCUGCUUUAGAACCAAGAUUCUUAGGUGGUUUCGCCAUCAUUACCAAAUCAUUUGCCAGAAUUCAUGAAACUAACUUGAAGAAACAAGGUUUAUUACCAUUGAACUUUGUUGAACCAGAAGCUUAUGACAGAAUUAACCCAGAAGAUACUGUUGAUAUCUUAGGUUUAACUGAAUUAACUCCAGGUAAGAAUGUUACUUUAAGAAUUCAUCCAAAAGAUGGUGAAGCUUGGGAAACACCAUUGUCCCACACUUACAACUCUGAACAAAUUGAAUGGUUCAAAUAUGGUUCAGCUUUGAACAAGAUGGGGUUCGUUAAUAAAAAAUAA